Gloeophyllum trabeum ATCC 11539 is the source of this 1002-nucleotide messenger RNA. RefSeq lists its product as uncharacterized. The record is from RefSeq and is a predicted model, not a curated record. The transcript has 4 exons. Bases 1 to 1002 code for a protein of 333 amino acids. NCBI's taxonomy places the organism in Eukaryota, Fungi, Basidiomycota, Agaricomycetes, Gloeophyllales, Gloeophyllaceae.
AUGUCUACGGAACUCGAAGUUGUCACAGCGAUACGCCCGGAGGAGCUUUCCAAGAGGCUUGCCAAGCAACUUGGUGAAAAUGUUAAGGCGAUGCAAGAAUUCGUCCAAGGUUUGUCUCCGGCGACGAAGAUGCCCUCAGAGAUCGCCACCAUCAAGUUUGUAAGGAAACAUACUGAGAUCCCAGUUCCCGACAUCGUAGCAUAUGAUGCAGACAGUGAUGGAGGCGUGGGCGGCGAAUGGAUGGUCAUGGAAUAUGUGCAUGGAAUCCCCUUGAUCAAGGCGUGGGCUACCACAUCCGAUGCUCAGCGUCACAAGAUCGUGGAAUCUGUUGCGGAUGUCUGGGCUGAUCUUCUUCGCCUCAGUUUCAAUCAAAUUGGGAGCCUUCAGGAAGAUGGCAAAGACGACUUCUCUGUCGGGCCUAUGACCUGCUUGCCUUCUAAUAACAGCAGGGAUAUAACACCCCCGGAUCCUUCGCAUUGCGGCCCGUUUGACAGCCCCAAAGAUUGGCUUCUGGCUGUAGCUGCUAGGCACCUCGAUUUUUCUCAAGCAACAGUGUGCACCGCCGAAGAGCGUGCACCUAUCGACAAAGUCGUAGAAGAGCUGCUUUCCAACCCACGACUCGAGGCAGCAGCCGAGCUGGAGAUAUCCAACAUCGCCUUACACCACAUCGACAUGAACGUGAGCAAUAUCCUCGUCGACCACAGUGAUCCGACUCGCAUUGUAGCCGUUCUCGAUUGGGAGGGUGCUCGGACAGUUCCGCUGUGGGCGAUUCAACCUCAUUUCUUCGCCCAUCUAGAGGAAGCAUCCGAUGAGGAGGUACGAGAUCUGCAGUUGCUCACUCGUAGAGCCAUCGGCGAACGAGUGCCUAUGUGGCUCCGCGCCACAGGGGAGGAGGGGCUAAGUCUCAGGCACUUGCUGAGAAGAGCAGAGUGGAGCCCGUUCAACUUUCCUGAGUCGGAUUAUGAAUACGUCGACCAGCUCCUGCAAGGUGUGAUAAUGUAG